CGCACAUCGUCACUGACUCACCCAGACAGCGAUUCACACAGACGGACGCAAGCGUUGUUUUGGCUCCAAGAAAUUAGAAGAGUCGCUCCUUUCGGCGUGGGAUGGGUUCCUUAGUUUCCUGCCAGAUUUGAUUUAUCGAAUCCAAGGGUGCCAAAGACCCAAUGGCAGCGUCCGAUUCGCGAGCCCACUCGUUCGGCCAGACUGAGAUUAACUGGGACAAGCUAGAUAAAACCAAGUUCUAUGUAGUAGGAGCUGGACUCUUUACAGGUGUUACAUUGGCACUCUACCCGGUUUCUGUAGUGAAGACUAGACUACAGGUUUCUUCGAAGGAUAUUGCAGAGAGAAAUGCAUUUUCUGUAAUAAAGGGAUUACUUAGAACAGAUGGCUUUCCCGGUCUGUAUAGAGGAUUUGGCACAGUCAUCACUGGUGCAAUUCCUGCCAGAAUUAUAUUUCUUACUGUCCUAGAGACCACUAAGGUGGCUACCUUCAGGAUGCUUGAACCAUUUAAACUCUCUGAAACCAGCCAGGCAGCUGUAGCAAAUGGAGUUGCAGGCUUGACAUCUUCACUUUUAGCUCAAGCUGUGUUUGUUCCAAUUGAUGUGGUCAGCCAAAAGUUGAUGGUGCAAGGAUACUCAGGUCAUGCUCAAUAUAAUGGUGGUCUGGAUGUUGCUCGUAAAGUGUUAAGAUCAGACGGCAUCCGUGGAUUGUAUAAAGGAUUUGGUCUUUCUGUUAUGACUUAUGCUCCUUCUAGUGCUGUUUGGUGGGCAAGUUAUGGUUCAAGCCAACGCUUAAUUUGGAGAUUAUUGGGACAUAGUGCAGAAAAUAAGGAAGGCCCACCUAGAGUGCAGAAGAUCGUGUUAGUUCAGGCUACUGGGGGAAUUAUUGCUGGUGCAACUGCAUCCUGCCUUACAACACCAUUGGAUACCAUUAAGACACGAUUACAGGUGAUGGGACACGAAAAGAAAAUCUCCGUUAAAAAAGUUGUCAAAGACUUGAUAAACGAGGAUGGUUGGAAAGGUUUGUACAGAGGGUUAGGUCCAAGAUUUUUCAGCAUGUCGGCAUGGGGUACUUCAAUGAUAUUGGCUUAUGAAUACCUGAAGCGCUUGUGUGCAAAAGAUGACUAGACAGAAGAAAAUGGUUGGCCUCAUCUUUAACCAAUAUAUCAGGAUCAGAAACCCUUUUGUUGGGCAAUGACGUUGAACAAGCACUAACGGCCUGUGAACCCACCAGCUUAAGCACAGGAGUUGCUGCUGGACAUUUAUUCGUAUUUGAUUGAAGGGUUGAAACAGCUAUUGGAGGCAUAGAUGAGGAAUUUUUCCAGCUAGGAAUUUUUAUUAGUACCAUUAAUUUUCAAUGAGUAAUUCAAUAGGGCGUUUCAAUGCCUAUAAUAUGAGAGAUAACAUGAAAGCCUUCUCUCGAAUUUGUGAUGUGACAAAUAUUGUUUCAUGAAGGAAAGGAGAUAGCUCUUUCAGCAUACACCA
Prosopis cineraria is the source of this 1481-nucleotide messenger RNA. RefSeq lists its product as uncharacterized. Bases 162 to 1124 code for a protein of 320 amino acids. NCBI's taxonomy places the organism in Eukaryota, Viridiplantae, Streptophyta, Magnoliopsida, Fabales, Fabaceae. Gene Ontology annotation, biological process: transmembrane transport. The transcript is spliced from 6 exons. The record is from RefSeq and is a predicted model, not a curated record.